AUUCGAUAAAUAGCCGCGAUAUGGUAAUGAUCGAUACUGCAUGUGUCAAGCCAGCUAUAAACUGAGCUGCUACAAUGUGGCAUGCUGCUAGAAAACAGGAGAAGAAGGUUCGGGAGAUAAUGGUAGACUAUCAGAAGAGAGCUGAGCGAAGGAAAGAGCACUAUGAGAAACUGAAGAUUGAUCCCCACCAGUUGCUUCGUGUCCAUGGCAAUCGGUGUAAAAUGCACCUAAACCCCAAGCGAUCGGGUGAACUGGAUGCAACGAUGAUCACGUGGCAGGGUGACUCUGACAACGUGAUCUCACGUUACGACGUUAGGAUUCACCUCGACUCUAUUCCUGACAAAGAAAAGCUGCCACCAGUCGAGUUGUCUCGAGAGGAGCGUGCGGAGGAGUCACGAUGUAACUAUGAGCGUUAUCGGACCCUUGUCAAGAACCUGUUCCACGGCGUGGGUGAGGAGAAUGCCCUGAAGCAGAUUGACGUCGAGGAGAUGUACCCAAAGGACAAGAAACAUAAGGGAGACAGGAAGGAAAAAUCUCGAGCGAAGGCGGCCAUUGGGUUCAGCUACUCCGAUGUUCUUGAGGAAGACCCCGGGUCUGGCUUCUUAGAACCAGAAGAGGAGGAGGAGAAAGCUUUUAGCAGCGAAAGUGAAUAUGAAAUUGACAUGGAUGUGGAUGAGUUCUCCUCAGGUCAAGUGGACAGACUAAAUGUGCUGGCCCUCGACUAUGGGAUCCCAGCAGGAGCUUACAGCAAAACUUUGAGAAUUGAAAAGAGUCAACUGGAGGAGCAGAAGCAAGCCAGGAUCUUUGACAAAGAGAAGGCUAACCUCUCAGGUCGCAAGUCUCGCAAGGAACGGAAGCAGAUGAAGGAAAGACAGAUAGUCCCACGUUUGCCCACACCCCCCUCCUAUGCUCAGCGUGGCAGCCCAACCUAUGAACCUUAUAAGGGCGAAGAAAGGAGCCAAUCUAGCUCGCCUUCUUCUAAUUCAGAGCCUGAAGGUCAAGUAGAGUUCAUCACUGAAUUUGGAGAGCAAAGCGAUUCUGAACCAGCCAAUAAAGUUCCAGUCGCUCCAACACAUGUGUCUCCAAUGACAACCAAGUCUAAGACAUCUGGUAGUAGCAGGGAGGACAGAAAAAGGAAAAGAAGUCGCUCCAAAGAUCGAUACGAGUCGAGUAGGUCAAAGCGCAGAGCUCAAAGGUCACCAUCCCCUCGCUCUCACAGGCGGCGCUCUAGAUCUAGGGAUGGUCGUUCAAGAUACCGCUCCACAAGAGACUACUCUCGUUCUCCUAGCCCCAGAAGGAGGUCUAGUCACAGGAGGAGGUCCAGAAGCUACAGUAGGGAUCGCUAUUCUAGGAGAAAUUCCCUUUCCAGAAGUUCACAUAGACACAGAAGAUCUCGUUCCAGAAGCCCACGUAGAAGAAGUCGAAGAUCGUAUUCAAGAAGCCCAUAUCGCAGAAGGUCACGUUCAAAGAGCCCAAACAGAAGUAGACGCUCUCGUUCCAAAAGCCCAAACAGGAGCAGACGCUCUCGUUCCAAAAGCCCAAACAGGAGCAGACGCUCUCGUUCCAAAAGCCCAAACAGGAGCAGACGCUCUCGUUCCAAAAGCCCAAACAGGAGCAGACGCUCUCAUUCCAAAAGCCCAAACAGGAGCAGACACUCUCACUCCAAAAGCCCAAAUAGGAGCAGACACUCUCGUUCCAAAAGCUUAAACAGACAAUCUCGUUCUAAAAGCCCAAACAGAAGAUCUCGUUCAAAGAGCCCAUACAAAAGGAAAAGGUCCAGAUCUAGUAGCUUAAGUCGUAAGAAAUCUCAUUCCAAGAGUAGAAGUCCCAAAGCACCAAGUUCCCAUUCUGACACCAAGAAUCAGCAGAGAGAUAAGAGAUCUUCAUCUCGUUCUGAAAGCUCCCCCUCUCAUUCUGAAAGCUCACGGCAUAAUUCUGGAAGUCCUGAAGUUGGCCGUAAAUUUCGAAAGAAAUCGUACUCAAAGUCCGAGUCCAAGUCACGUUCCAGUAGCCCGUUGGGAAUAAAUCAGUCUCGUUCCAGUUCUAGACACAGCUCUGCAGAUGAAAGGAGAGGAGAGGAAGAUGAAUCCAACCCAGUGCCAGAAGCCAAACCCAAGAUGACCCCCAAAGAGCGGCUCAUGAAGAGAAUGCAAGCACAACUCAACAAGCAAUUUAAGAUGGACAAGAAAAAUCAGCAGAAGAAAAAAAAGCUAAAGGUUGUCGAGCAACUGGAGCGUGAAGAGCUACUCAGAGAGCAAAAGAAAAAAGUGAGAGACAUAAGGGAUCGCUCCGAGUACACAUACACGUCUCGAGGGGAGGCCUACUCUGACCAACCACUACGUUCCCCCACACCUCCUAGUCCAGUACGACAUGGCGUCUCUGCUAAAAGCAAAGACUCUUCUGAGUUCUACUAUGGCCGCUUCUUGUGACAGAAAAUUUUUACUGGACUGUAUUAAAUUCUGUUUGUAUUAUGCUGUACAACAUGGACCUGUACGAUAAAUAAAAAUAAAAGAUAAAUAAAAGAAGUUUUAUACCCUCGGCAUACAAUAUAAGAAUUAUAAGGUCAUGUGCAAUAUAUACAUUA
This is a messenger RNA of Halichondria panicea, 2584 nucleotides long. Its product is annotated as CLK4-associating serine/arginine rich protein-like. The record is from RefSeq and is a predicted model, not a curated record. The transcript has 16 exons. Lineage: Eukaryota; Metazoa; Porifera; Demospongiae; Suberitida; Halichondriidae. Bases 75 to 2429 code for a protein of 784 amino acids.